Dendrobium catenatum is the source of this 806-nucleotide messenger RNA. RefSeq names its product calmodulin-7. The transcript has 2 exons. The record is from RefSeq and is a predicted model, not a curated record. Bases 94 to 543 code for a protein of 149 amino acids. Gene Ontology annotation, molecular function: calcium ion binding; enzyme regulator activity. Lineage: Eukaryota; Viridiplantae; Streptophyta; Magnoliopsida; Asparagales; Orchidaceae.
UCGCAACUUCCCUAGUUCGGCGAGGGCACAGACCAUAGGGUCGCUCAUUUCUCCUCUCUCAUUCCCUUUUUUUUUAAAUCGGCGAGGGUUGAUAUGGCGGAGCAGCUUACAGAUGAUCAGAUCUCCGAGUUCAAGGAGGCUUUCAGCCUCUUCGACAAGGAUGGAGACGGUUGCAUUACCACUAAGGAGCUCGGAACUGUAAUGAGAUCUCUUGGUCAGAACCCCACCGAAGCAGAGCUACAGGACAUGAUCAACGAGGUUGAUGCGGAUGGCAAUGGAACUAUUGAUUUCCCUGAAUUCCUUAACCUGAUGGCUCGCAAGAUGAAGGACACCGACUCCGAGGAGGAGCUCAAGGAAGCCUUCCGCGUGUUCGACAAGGAUCAAAAUGGUUUCAUCUCGGCCGCCGAACUUCGCCAUGUCAUGACUAACCUCGGCGAAAAGCUGACCGACGAGGAGGUUGAUGAGAUGAUUCGCGAGGCUGAUGUUGAUGGAGACGGUCAGAUCAACUAUGAAGAAUUUGUCAAGAUCAUGAUGGCCAAAUGAGAGGAGCAAUAUUUAUCUGCAUACGAGUACUACUUUUGAAUGAAUUUCCCUUCUUUUAGGUAGCCUUAUUUGCUUAGCUGCAGUAGUUCUUCGGAUUAACUAUAGUGUGUUUUGUGUUGCGAGUUUGUGCUUUGGCUUUGAGAUUUUCUGAUGUUGAUCGAUCGUAGUUUUCACUUUGUUUGUUGUGCAUGCUUUUAAGGUCUGGAAUCUAUUAUUGAUUGGUAUAUUUAGGGUUUUUGGUAAAACUAAAGCAUUUUGUUUAA